This is a messenger RNA of Triticum aestivum (bread wheat), 2023 nucleotides long. RefSeq lists its product as uncharacterized. Gene Ontology annotation, molecular function: protein binding. The record is from RefSeq and is a predicted model, not a curated record. NCBI's taxonomy places the organism in Eukaryota, Viridiplantae, Streptophyta, Magnoliopsida, Poales, Poaceae. The coding region runs from base 122 to 1423 and encodes 433 amino acids. The transcript is spliced from 2 exons.
AUACUCUGAAACCAAUUCUUCAGAUCAGACACCUCGCUCUUCUUCUUCCCCCAAAUCCCCACUCUUCACUCCCGUCGUCAGCUAGGGUUUCCGAGGUAGCUCCUCUUCCCCGGGCGGCAGGAUGGGCGGCGGCGCGGCGGACCAUGGCCAGGCCAGCGCUGCCCCUCCCAUCGAUCCGGCCGUCCUUGAGCCCCGGCGCGAGCCCCGUGCUCGUCUGCUUCCGCCGCGGCACGGCCUGCAGGAGACGGCAACGCUGCCGAUCCCCGACGAGCUCGUGGCGGAGAUCUUCCUCCGGCUGCCCCCAACCGAUCUGGUCCGCGCCUCCGCCGCCUGCGCCUCGUUCUACCGUCUCAUCGCCAGCCGCUCCUUCCUCCGUCGCUUCCGCAAGCUCCACGCCCUGCCCCUCCUCGGAUUCCUCGAUCUCUCCGGGAAAUUCUUCGGAGUGGCCCCGCCUUCUCCUUCAGCGUCCGCGGCCCGCGCCGUCGCCCUCGCCGCCGACUUCUCCUUCUCCUUCCUACCCGGCCCCGCUCGGGACUGGAAGGUCCAGGACGUCCGCGGCGGCCGCGUUCUCCUCAACAGAUCUCCCUUCGACAAUCUCUCCCUGGUGGUGUGCGACCCCCUGCACCGGCGGUACCUCCUGCUUCCCCCAAUCCCUGAAGUCGAGGGGUGGCUUCCUAGUUCAGUGGACAACCCACCACGCCACACAGGACGGCAAGCCCUCCUUGGUGACGACCAGGAGGCCAUGGAAGAGACAUCGUUCACGGUGAUCUCAACUGUAUUGCGCGGAAAUAAGCAGGCCGCUUUUGUCUUCUCUUCCAGCACCGGACAAUGGCGAGCUAGUAUAUGGAACGCCGGGUUUGGUUUCUUCUUCAGGCUCUGGUACGCCAAUGGCUGCUUCUAUGGGGUGACAGAAUGCAGGAAAAAGUUGCUAGCACUUGACACCCGGAGGAUGGAGUUCUCACUUUCUGACCUCCCACCCGAAGCCGGAGAUUUUUCGCAACUAGACGUAGGUCCUUUCAAACAGUGCGUGAAUAUAGCCAUUGUGGAGGCAGGGGAAGGCAUCACUGGGAUGUUUGUGCUUCCACAUCACACAUCAAACAUCAGUUAUCUAACUAGGCGAAACAAUGGUGGGAGUUCCAGCCAGUGGCAGUUGAAGAAGACAAUCCCACUGGAUUCUUCUUGGUACAUUUUCAUUAGUUCAACAGGGAGGUACUUGCUUCUACUACGAAGGAGAAGAAUAGAAGCUUUCAUGUUGGAUAUCAAAACAUUCCAACUUGAGAAGGUGUUCAGUGAUGUCGUUUCGCGGUAUGUAUAUAGAAGCUUCCCACCGUCGUUGUUUUCGUCACCGACAAUAUCAUGCGGUGUUGAGAACGAGGCCGAGGAGACGCUGGAACAAGGCUGCACUGCAAGCUCAAGUGCAUAGUCUCCACUCUCUCCAGGGUUAGAAUAUGCUGAGACGAAUGCAAGAGGUCAGGCUGAUUUGUUGAUCAUAAUAUGGCGAGGUUGUUAUGCAACUCGAUAAUUGACCACUAAGUUUGGUCUGCUUUUGCCCUUUGGUCUGUAGUAUGCCAUCCGGAAUGAUAAAAUAGAACCUGGAGUAUUUUAUCUUGCAUUCCUUGGUCUGGCAGUGAUUGAUGCGUUUGUUUGUCGGAUAAGGUAGCGAGAGCAGUAACGAAAGUUCAGUUUCUCUGGGAUCAUUAGAUUAACUAAGUGAAAGUACGACGGUACCUGCCAUUUCUAAAUUCAAGUUUCUCAAAUGGAUCUUGCCAGGUACUCAGAAUUAAGAACAAAAUGUUCUAUUAAAGGUCGACUUAAGGUGGUGAUCUACUCUACCGUUUACAGCCAUUUCAGAUUUUUCAAUAUGCCAGUUAAGGGAAAAAAAACUGGUAGCCAGGAGAUGAUAAUUAGGUUCCAUUAUGAUUUUAUUUUUUCAAAGGAUUCAUGUAUUCUUGUUUGCAAUCAUUUUUAUCUGGCUGUUCAUCAAUCGGCAUUGCAAAUUACAAAUGAGACUUUCUUCAUUUCA